UGGGGAAGGACUGAACUAUCCUUUGGUUUUUGUUUGGUAUGACCUCAGUAUUUAAGGUUCCUUCUCUUUGAAUUUCCAGAACCAAAGCUGUGUAGCAUAUUAUUACAUUUACCUUGGUGUAUUUUGGUUUUAUCUUGAAAGCACGAUGCUCCUGUUAAAACUAUACAUUGGAUCAAAGCACCAAACUACAGCUGUGUGAUGACCGGGAGCUGGGAUAAGACUUUGAAGUUUUGGGAUACACGAUCAUCAAAUCCUAUGAUGGUUUUACAACUCCCUGAAAGGUGUUACUGUGCUGACAUGAUAUAUCCUAUGGCUGUGGUGGCAACUGCAGAGAGGGGACUGAUUGUCUAUCAGUUAGAGAAUCAACCUUCUGAAUUCAGGAGGAUAGAAUCUCCACUGAAACAUCAGCAUCGAUGUGUGGCUAUUUUUAAAGACAAACAGAACAAGCCGACAGGUUUUGCCCUGGGAAGCAUUGAGGGGAGAGUUGCCAUUCACUACAUCAACCCCCCAAAUCCUGCCAAAGAUAACUUUACCUUUAAAUGUCAUCGGUCUAACGGAACCAACACUUCAGCUCCUCAGGACAUUUACGCGGUGAAUGGAAUUGCGUUCCAUCCUGUUCAUGGCACCCUUGCAACUGUGGGAUCUGAUGGUAGAUUCAGCUUUUGGGACAAAGAUGCCAGAACAAAACUAAAAACUUCAGAACAGUUAGAUCAACCGAUAUCGGCUUGCUGCUUCAAUCACAAUGGAAACAUAUUUGCAUAUGCUUCCAGCUACGACUGGUCAAAGGGACAUGAAUUUUAUAACCCCCAAAAGAAAAAUUACAUUUUCCUACGUAACGCAGCCGAAGAGUUAAAGCCCAGGAAUAAGAAGUAGUGGCUGGAUGGAGACUUGUGGGUUGUCCAGAGUUGUCUUCUCUCCACUUUGCCUCGUCUCUGUACGAAUUUGGGUCCCAGCUUUCGGUGGGUUGUCAGCCAUGGAUAUGGAUUUCAACCCCUGGAGAAAACGAUGUCAUUGUUCAGCAGUCCGGAGCCUGGCGGCCACGGUGACUGUCCAUCUCUCCAUUCCACUGCCGGUUACAGGUUUCGUCUGUAACUCUAAGGGGAUUAAAAUUAUUAUAGAAGUUCUUAGAUUCAUGUGGGCAACUGCCAGGUAUUUUGCAGUGCUUCGUUCAGCAGUGUGUGUAUUAGAGAACAUUGGGAAACAUUCUACGAGCCCUGUACUGUAUUUUGUAAUAAAAUAUUUAGAAGAU
Molecule: messenger RNA, 1249 nt
Organism: Physeter macrocephalus (sperm whale)
Lineage: Eukaryota; Metazoa; Chordata; Mammalia; Artiodactyla; Physeteridae
Product: mRNA export factor RAE1
Exons: 7
Coding region: 199-873 (224 amino acids)
Biological process (GO): transcription-dependent tethering of RNA polymerase II gene DNA at nuclear periphery; RNA export from nucleus
Cellular component (GO): nuclear pore
Molecular function (GO): ubiquitin binding; RNA binding
Source: RefSeq, a predicted model, not a curated record